Messenger RNA from Vittaforma corneae ATCC 50505, 1449 nucleotides. RefSeq lists its product as uncharacterized. The coding region runs from base 1 to 1449 and encodes 482 amino acids. The record is from RefSeq and is a predicted model, not a curated record. Lineage: Eukaryota; Fungi; Microsporidia; Nosematidae. The transcript has a single exon.
AUGGCUUCUUUUAAAGUGCUAAGAAAUGGAGAAAACUCUCAAGUGCAGGUUAAUACGUCACAGUUCACUUGGCUUUUUGAUUGUCACUCCUCAAUUUAUGGUAAAAAUUUUAGAUUUGCAUCUUUUAAGGAUCCUCAUAAGCCUUUAAAGUUCGUGGUUAGGUGCCUUGAUGAUAUUGACUCUGUGUUUAUUACAAACUCAAAAUCUAUUGGUGCAAUGUUUUUAAAAAAUACAAAAAUAUACUUAACAAGGCCUGUUUUUGAGCAAAUACUGUUAAGAUAUGAGCAGUUGAAAAGUUUGACAGUUUCGUAUGAUGGCAUGAAUGAAGAAGAAAUUAUUGAAAAAUUUUUUAGUUCAGAUUUUAAUACGCCGUUAAAAUAUAUAAAAAGCGAUGAAAAGCACGCUGAUGAUCACAUAGCUUUGGAUCAAAAAAUUAUCGAUUCCGUUAGAUACAAAAUUGUACAAAUGGAUGAUAUUGACUUAGAAGAAUUUAAAAACAACGUUAUUUUUAUCAAAUAUAAUCAGAUUGUUGAGUUUGAUGAUUAUGUAUUACAAUCUGUGCCUUGCGGCACUUUCUUGGGCUGGUGUAAUUAUCAAAUUAUAUUUCCAAACACUAAAAGUAUACUUAUUUUAACUUCAUACUCCCAUAAAAGAAGGUUCUCAAUUGAAGCUGCUCCAAUCAAAGCUGACUAUUUAAUAAUCAACAGAGAAUAUGGCGAUGAUUUUGGUCCUAUUGAACUAUUUUCAAAGUAUAUUAGAGAAUACGCCUUAAGAGCUUCUUCAAGUAUCAAGCCAUUAGCUAUGCCUGUUGAUCUUCCUACAUUUUUUAUUGAAGUGCUUGUGCACGUUCUUUCAGUUAUUGAUCAAACUGGUGUUCCCAUUACUAUUGUUUCUGAAUUUUUUACAAAACUUGAUCUUCUAUUAAACGUUCAUAGCGAAUGGCUAAAUAAUGACUUCUUUAGUAUUGCAGAGCCCUUUCCUGUGAGAAAAUAUUGUAAUUUAAGAGUUGUAGAGAGUUUAAAAGAGGUAGAAAUGCAUAAGAAUUUUGUAUUCUUUUGUAUUGAACAAUAUGAAAUGGUAAAAGAUUCUAUUUCGGAUAAUUUUGAAAUUGUAUUGAUUAAUAAUUCGAAAGCUGGAUUACAAGCAUUAGAGAAUGUAAAGCAUGUAAGCAAUUCUUACAAAAUACCUAAAAAUGAAAAACAUCAAUUUGAAUGUCUUCCGGGGGUUGGAUUGUCAAAUGAUAAUGCCGCACUGACUAAAGAAGCAUAUGCUUCAUUUAAAAGCUUUAAUUUCAAAAUAGAAUCAACAGAUCAUGAAAUUUUGUUGGGUUAUCAGGGUUGUUUUGUAAAAGAUCAGUAUUUUUUUGUUGAGAGCGAGAACUCAAAGGAUUACAUUAUGGUAGAUUCUUUACUGCCCAUUAUAAAUGAACUCCGUAGUUUUCUGUGGUGA